Molecule: messenger RNA, 1230 nt
Organism: Dictyostelium discoideum AX4
Lineage: Eukaryota; Evosea; Eumycetozoa; Dictyosteliales; Dictyosteliaceae
Exons: 2
Coding region: 1-1230 (409 amino acids)
Molecular function (GO): protein-L-histidine N-pros-methyltransferase activity
Source: RefSeq, a predicted model, not a curated record
AUGUUAUUUAAAUUAAUAAAGUUACUAUUAUUUUUUAUUUUAGCUAUAAUAGUAUUUAAAAUUGAAAAUACAGACAGUAUUACAAAUACAAUAAAUUAUAAAUAUCACCAACAUAGUAAUAAUACAUAUAGUAAUACAAAAAAUAAAAUGAAAUCAUGGAGAAAUAUGGCAAUUGAUUUAAUAAAGGAAGAACAAGCAAGAGAAGAUUAUAGAAAUAAUAAUUUUACAAUUAUAGACGGUAGUAAUAAAAAUGAUUCAUCUCAACAACAACAACAACAACAACAAGCAAUUGUAGAAGCACCAUUAUAUACUAAAUUAAAGAGACAAUAUAGCAGAUAUUAUAGAUUUAAAGUGAAGGAUACAAUUAAUCAUCAAUAUUUAAUGAACUAUUUCAUUCAAACUGAAUUUGAUAAAGAUACAAUGGAUUUUAUAAUGGAAACACCAAGAUGGAAUUUCGUUUCAAAUGCUGCAAAUUGGAUAAUGUCAUGGAUGUAUACAAAAACUGAUAUUAUGGGAUUCAUUGGUAAAGGUAAUAUGAUGUGUCUUUCAACUUAUCAAUAUAAACAAAUUCUAAAAAUAAAUAGAACUUUGCCAACUAUAAAAUUUGAUGAAGAAGACGACAAUGACCAAGAUCCACUUAAAGUUUACUAUGAAUCAUUAUUAGAUAUUGGUGCUGGGUGUGGUUCAACAACAUUAUCAAUGAAACCAUUAUUUAAAAAUGUAACUGCAACAGAAGCUUCAAAAGGUAUGAUCUAUAGUUUAAAUAAAAAAGGUAUUGAUUCCGUAUUUUGUUUAGAUUUAGAAACUUGUGAUCAAUUAAAAAAUAAACAAUAUGAUAUAGUAUCUUGUUUAAAUGUUUUAGAUAGAUGUGAAAAACCAAUUAGUUUAUUAAACACAAUUAAGAAAUUUUUAAAACCAAAUGGUAAAUUAAUAUUAGCAGUAGUAUUUCCAUUUAAUCCUUAUGUUGAAUUUGGUGGUAUUGAUAAUUCACCAAUUGAAACAAUAAAUUUAGAUCAAGAAACAUUGUCAGAAUAUGUUGACUCUUUUAACAAACAAGUUUUCAUUCCAAAUAAUUUCGAAAUUGACUCAUUCACUGUGGGACCUUAUAUUUCAGAAGGUGAUGCACUUUAUCAAAACUAUGUUUUAACUGAUGUUAUUUUUGUUUUAAAAGUUAAAAAUGAAGAUCACUCAAAUAAUAAAAUUUCAAAUGAUUUAAUGUCUUGUGAUUAA